This is a messenger RNA of Prionailurus viverrinus (fishing cat), 4228 nucleotides long. It is a transcript of the gene UNKL, whose product is annotated as unk like zinc finger. The coding region runs from base 42 to 2153 and encodes 703 amino acids. The record is from RefSeq and is a predicted model, not a curated record. NCBI's taxonomy places the organism in Eukaryota, Metazoa, Chordata, Mammalia, Carnivora, Felidae. Gene Ontology annotation, molecular function: metal ion binding. The transcript is spliced from 15 exons.
GGCCCGCCUGGCGCAUGCGCGCUGCAUUGUUUUGACUGAAAAUGCCGUCGGUUUCGAAAGCGGCGGCGGCGGCGCUGAGCGGGUCCCCCCCGCAGACGGAGAAGCCGACCCACUACAGGUAUCUAAAGGAAUUUAGGACAGAGCAGUGCGCCCUGUUUGUGCAGCACAAGUGCGCCCAGCACAGGCCAUUUACCUGUUUCCAUUGGCAUUUCCUAAAUCAGCGUCGGCGCAGACCGCUCCGCAGGCGCGACGGCACCUUCAACUACAGCCCGGACGUGUACUGCUCCAAGUACGACGAGGCCAGCGGCGUGUGCCCCGACGGCGACGAGUGCCCGUACCUGCACCGGACGACCGGGGACACGGAGCGCAAGUACCACCUGCGCUACUACAAGACCGGGACGUGCAUCCACGAGACGGACGCCCGUGGCCACUGCGUCAAGAACGGGCUGCACUGCGCCUUUGCGCACGGCCCGCUGGACCUGCGGCCGCCUGUGUGUGACAUCAGGGAGCUGCAGGCCCAGGAAUCCUUGCAAAGCGGCCAGCUUUGCGCUGGGGACGGCGUCCCUGAUUUGCAGCCCGGGGCCUUGGCCAGCCAGGCCAUGAUCGAGAAGAUCCUGGGCGAGGACCCCCGGUGGCAAGACGCCAGUUUCGUGCUGGGCAGCUAUAAGACAGAGCCGUGUCCGAAGCCACCGCGUCUGUGUCGCCAGGGCUAUGCGUGUCCGCACUACCACAACAGCAGGGACCGGCGGCGGAGCCCGCGAAGGUUCCAGUACAGGUCCACGCCGUGUCCCAGCGUGAAGCACGGUGACGAGUGGGGUGAGCCCGCGAGGUGUGACAGCGGGGACAGCUGUCAGUACUGCCAUUCCCGCGCGGAGCAGCAGUUUCACCCGGAGAUCUACAAGUCUACAAAGUGCAACGACAUGCGGCAAACCGGUUACUGCCCCCGGGGCCCCUUCUGCGCCUUCGCACACGUGGAAAAGAGCCUCGGAACGGCCAACGGCUGGGGCUGCCCCGCGCCCGCCCGCAGCUCCGUGGCCAGCAGCGGCCAGCCCGUGCACGCGAAGCGGAGAGAGUCCCCUGCCGAGGGCAGCCACAAGGCCGCUGAGCAGGACAGCAAGCAGAACCACCUGCCGGUGUCCACAGGGGCUCAUCCGCUCGCCCCCAGCCUGGGUUCCAGCGUGGCGUCCGGCGCCGGCUCUGGCAGCUCCUCCCCGGCCGCCCUGCCCUCGGCUCCCCGCACCCACCCGCCUGAGCCCGCCCCAGGCCCCGCUGUGGAUCUUCAUCCCGGCGAUGUCAGCCUCGCACCCCUAGAUAAGGAGCUGGAAGAGCAUGACCUGGGCGACCCGGGACCGGCAGGUCCGCGUUCGCCGGGGGGCUCGGCACCCGUCACCAUCCCCGGCCGCCUGCCCCGCUCCCCGUCCCUGCUGUCGUCCCCCUCAGUGUCUGCCUCCCCACUCAGCUCGCUCUCCCAGUCUCUGUCGGGGCCCCUCGUCUCUUCGGCCAUGACGCCCCCCCAGCAGCCACCGGCCCUCACGUCGGAGCCCGGGGCGCUGGGCUCCUCGGCUGCAUCCUACAGCUCCUUAGGCUUGAACGGCGUCCCUGGGAGCAUCUGGGACUUUGUUUCUGGCAGCUUCUCUCCCAGCCCGUCCCCCAUCCUGAACGCCGGCCCUGCCCCCGCCUCAAGCGCCAGCCCGAGUGGAGCGGAGCUGGCCCGGGUCAGGCGGCAGCUGGACGAGGCCAAGAGGAAGAUCCGGCAGUGGGAGGAGUCCUGGCAGCAGGUGAAGCAGGCCUGUGACGCGUGGCAGCGGGAGGCCAAGGAGGCCAAGGAGCGGGCGCUGGCGGCCGACAGUGCGCGGCAGCUGGCGCUGCAGAAGAAGGAGGAGGUGGAGGCCCAGUUCCGGAGGCUGCGGGAGGAGCUGGAGGGCCGAGGGCCGGGCGCCACGCUCCCGGGGCUGCCGCGCUGUGCCGACCUCGGAGCCACCCCCCUCCCCAAGCUGCACUCGCUGCAGACUCGGCUGCGCCUGGAUCUGGAAGCCGUGGACGGGGUGAUCCUCCAGCUUCGAGCCAAGCAGUGCGCUGUGUGCCGGGAGCGGGCCCGCGGCGGCGCCCUGCAGCCCUGCGCCUGCUGCGAGGGCCCACCGCUCCCGUGGUGACCGCCGCGUCCUCACCGGCCCCUCGGGCGCCCCCGGGCUCCGGAACGACGGGGGCUCGCGGACCUGACGCACCGGGACCCUGACCAGCACUUUGUAAACCGGGGGAUUUAGACGUUCUAAGUUGCUGUAAGCUGCUUCCUAGGUUCGUGAUUUUUUUACUAUGCGGUAACAUGAAGCUUUGUAUGUGUACUGUGAGCUGAGGACAUUUCCUGUCAGUUUCUUGUUAAUUCACGGUAUGGUAAAGACCUUUGAUUUCCUUUUCUGAAAUUAGUACUUCUGAGAUGAGCGUUUAUCUAGUAGUGAGAAACACCUAGGACUUCUCAAUAGUUUCCAAAUUAAGUGCAGACAUAGUAUUUAUAGCAGUGAGACUGAAAGACACAUCUAGGGUUUUAGUUUUGUGAAAGGGACGCUCUCAAUGGCGUGCACGCGCACAUUAAUUGGAGGUUUGUAUUCCAGGCCCGUGAAAUGGCGUUGCGCCUGAUUUGCCCCAUGACCCGUGGCCACUUUUUCUAAGUGCCUGAGCCUUGCGAAAGGAGCGAAGGAGGCCCUUCGCGCAGGUCCGUUCUCUCCUCUAGUGAGCAGCACGGCGGGGGGGGGCCCAUUGGUGGAGGCUUCCGCGUUAGUUUUACAAAGCUGUGCCUCGGCGGCACCCGUAGCCUCUGGAGCCUGCUGGAGGGCGUCCCGGCUCCUUCGCGGGCAGCCUGAGGCCAGAGACUCGCUCAUGCCCCUCCCUGCGACCAGACAGACGCCCGCCCGGGACCCCUGCCUGCAAGGGAGAGGCUCACAGGCCGCGGUGUAACCCAGGUAUUACCAGGGUCACUCGGGGGACCCCAGGGUUGCAGAGAGAACCUGGCUGCCCUGCCGUGGCAAAAACACUCCCGAGAACAGGUCUGGUUUUGGUGAGGACCAGAAUCUUCUCUGGUCUGCACUGGGUCAUUUUUCCUAGCAAUCUGGGGAGAAGCAAAAGAGGUGAGUGGUCUACCCAGACUUUGCUCUCCCCGAGGCACAUCUAGCCGGCUGCAAGAUCUUUCCCGAACCUGCCGCUGGGGUGGGAGCAGGUCACGGCCCCUCUGGCCUGGAAGUGAGCGCCGGUGCCUCUCGGCCCACUGUGGCUUUGCCAAAGACUUUUAAUAGCAUUUUUUAAAGCGCAGAAUGGCUCGGUAAAAAUUAUCAGUGACCAAAUAUUUAGUAAGAGGCUUAAAACAUUUUUAACGUAAGACAAAGCGGUAGUUCUGUUCUUUAAGGGGGGCCCGUGGCGGGCUGCAGCGAGUCCACUACCACAGGUGACCGUCGACUGGGUUUUAGUGAAUCGACUUUGUUUUUAAUGAUAGUGAUGAUGAUUUAUUAGCUCUUAGAAAUGACGUAUAUUUUGUGCUACUGUUACCACCGUUUAAAAUUCUUUAUUUUUAUUAAUAUUUAUGCACUUGUUUCACAUUUCAGACCUUUGGUCUUUUAUGGGAAACAGAACAACGUUUUUAUUGUGGGUCCCCAGCCUCGGCAUCGUCAGAUGACAAACUGGGAACAGCCCGCAUGCUCCCCGUAGGCGGCUCGGGCGGGCUCCGCACAGCAGGCAGACCAGGCAGGGCUGCAGCGUCGCGGGGCCCCUCGGCCCUGCCUGAGCCGGUCCUUUCUGCUCGGGGUCUUGGCUGUGGCGGCCCUGGUCUCCUGCAGCAGGCGUCCCUACCCCGCAGGCCUCACGGGCUGGGCCACUGCCCUCGCACGGGUGACGGGAGCACUGGGUGCGGGGUUAGCGAUCACGGGGCAUGUUAUGGCCUCCGGCUGUUUGGAACUGGGGUCGGCAGAAGACCUCAGGUCAGUGUGGACACUUCACGUGGAUUAAUUUAUGGAAGCCUCAAUCUCUGUUUGUUCUGAGUAUUUAGAGGAGGUCGUUACUGGAAUGAAUUUUCUUAACCCAGAAGGUAGUAUUUAUAAAGCAUAAUCAUUUACUUGUAGUGAACCGUUCCAAGUUAACACUUGUUUAAAUUUUUUUACACUAUAGCAUUUAUGCAAUGGUUUACAGAAUUCAUGGAAUUAUUUUUAUCAGUAUGGAAAUUAAUUAAAACUUUGAAUCUUUA